Monodelphis domestica (gray short-tailed opossum) is the source of this 945-nucleotide messenger RNA. RefSeq names its product olfactory receptor 5P80-like. Gene Ontology annotation, biological process: G protein-coupled receptor signaling pathway. Gene Ontology annotation, cellular component: membrane. NCBI's taxonomy places the organism in Eukaryota, Metazoa, Chordata, Mammalia, Didelphimorphia, Didelphidae. The record is from RefSeq and is a predicted model, not a curated record. Gene Ontology annotation, molecular function: G protein-coupled receptor activity; olfactory receptor activity.
AUGGAAUUUAAGCCAUCGGAAAACUACACUGCAGUGAUCGACUUCCUCAUUCUGGGAUUAACGGAUGAUCCCUUUCUUUGUGUCAUUCUCUUUUUGUUAUUUAUGGGGAUAUAUUUAUUCACUGUAAUGGGAAAUUUCUGUACAAUCAUUCUAAUUAGGCUGAGUCCCCAGCUUCACACGCCCAUGUACCUCUUUCUGAGUCAUUUGGCUUUUGUCGAUGUUGGGUAUUCCACAUCUGUUACACCUAACUUGCUAGUGAAUUUCAUGGUGGAGAAAAACAUCAUUACUUAUCCUGGAUGUGUAACCCAAUUAUGUUCCCUUGUCACCUUUGGGGCCACAGAGUCCUUCUUACUUACAUUCAUGGCAUAUGACCGCUACAUGGCCAUUUGUAACCCAUUGCUUUACUCUGUGAAAAUGUCUGAUCAGGUCUGCUCUCUCUUAAUCAUGACUUCCUAUGCUGGUGGCUGUUUGAAUGGGGUAACUUAUACAGGAUGUUUAUUGAAUUUAUUCUUCUGUGGCCCUAAUGUAAUCAAUCACUUUUUCUGUGACUUCUCUCCUUUGGUAAAACUUUCCUGUCAUCAUGUCUUUAUAGCAGAAAUACUUCCUGCUAUCUACUCAGCAAUAAUAAUAGCUAUAGCUCUUAUAACCAUCGCCAUCUCCUAUCUGUACAUCUUCUUCACCAUUCUCAAUAUGAAUUCAACAGAAGGAAGACACAAAGCCUUCUCCACUUGUACCUCUCACCUCACUGCAGUCACUCUUUUCUAUGGAACCAUUAUAUUCAUUUACGUGAUGCCUACAUCCAGCUACUCCACAGAUCAGAACAAAGUGGUGUCCAUCUUCUAUAUUGUGGUGAUCCCAAUGUUGAACCCCAUGAUCUAUAGCCUGAGGAACAAAGAGAUUAAAGAUGCCUUAAAAAGGCUAGUUAGUAAUAAAAGACAUUCUUAA